Echinops telfairi (small Madagascar hedgehog) is the source of this 3249-nucleotide messenger RNA. RefSeq names its product vascular endothelial growth factor A (gene VEGFA). Gene Ontology annotation, cellular component: membrane. Gene Ontology annotation, biological process: response to hypoxia; positive regulation of protein phosphorylation; sprouting angiogenesis. Lineage: Eukaryota; Metazoa; Chordata; Mammalia; Afrosoricida; Tenrecidae. The annotation marks the transcript as partial. The record is from RefSeq and is a predicted model, not a curated record. The transcript has 8 exons. Gene Ontology annotation, molecular function: chemoattractant activity; heparin binding; vascular endothelial growth factor receptor 1 binding.
UUGGGGGUGACCGCCGGAGCGCGGCUUGCGCCCUCCCCCUCCGGAUCCCGCAUCGUACCAGCCGCGCUGACGGACAGACAGACAGACACCGCCCCCCGCCCCAGCGCCCACCUCCUCUCCGGCCGACUGUCGACGGCGGACGCGGCGGCGAGCCGCGAGCUGGAGCCGGAGCCCGCGCUCGGAGGCGGGCUGGAGGGGGUCGGGGCUCCCGGGGCUGCGCUGAAACUUUUCGUCCAACUUCUGGGCUGUUCUCGCUCCGGAGGAGCUGUGGUCCGUGCCGGCGAAGCCGAGCCGAGCGAAGCCGGGAGAAGUGCUAGUGCGGGCCGGGAGGAGCCGCAGCCCGAGGAGGGGGAGGAGGAAGAAAAGAAGGAAGAGGUGGAGGAGAGGGGGCCGCGGCGACUCGGAGCUCGCAAGCCGGGCUCAUGGACGGGUGAGGCGGCCGUGUGCGAAGACAGUGCCACCGUCGCGCGCGCUCCCCAGGCCCCGGCCAGGGCCUUGGUGCCAGAAGGAAGAGGAGACCGCCGAGGCGCGGAGGAGAGCGGGCCGCCCCGCAGUCCGAGCCGGAAAGGCUGCGCGAGCCGUGUGGGUUCUAGCCGGACCUCCGAAACCAUGAACUUUCUGCUCUCGUGGGUGCACUGGACCCUCGCUUUGCUGCUCUACCUCCACCAUGCCAAGUGGUCCCAGGCGGCGCCCACCGUAGAAGGCGGAGAGCUGCACAGCAACCAAGAUGUGGUGAAGUUCCUGGACGUCUACCGGCGCAGCUAUUGCCGUCCUAUCGAGACGCUGGUGGACAUCUUCCAGGAGUACCCCGAUGAGAUCGAGUUCAUCUUCAAGCCGUCCUGCGUGCCCCUGAUGCGCUGUGGGGGCUGCUGCAAUGACGAGGGGCUGGAGUGCGUGCCCACCGAGAACUUCAACAUCACCAUGCAGAUCAUGCGCAUCAAGCCUCACCAAGGCCAGCAUAUAGGAGAGAUGAGCUUCCUCCAGCACAGGACAUGUGAAUGCAGACCAAAGAAAGAAAGAGCGAAACAAGAAAAAAAAUCAGUUCCAGGAAAGGGCAAGGGGCAAAAACGAAAGCGCAAGAAAUCCCGGUAUAAAUCCUGGAGCCUUCCCUGUGGGCCUUGCUCAGAGCGGAGAAAGCAUUUGUUUGUACAAGAUCCGCAGACGUGUAAAUGUUCCUGCAAAAACACAGACUCACGUUGCAAGGCGAGGCAGCUUGAGUUAAACGAACGUACUUGCAGAUGUGACAAGCCAAGGCGGUGAGCCGGGAUGGAAGGGAGAGCCUCCCUCAGGGUUUCAGGAACCAGACCUCUCACGUGGAAAGAUUGAUACAGAAUGCCCCAGAAACCGCACAGCUGCCACCACCACCGUCAUCACCGACAAAGCAAUCCUUAAUCCAGAAACCCGCCAUGAAGGAAGAGGAGACUGCGCACAGACAGCACUUUGGGUCCGGAGCGCGAGACUCCGGGGAAGCAUUCGCAGAAGCAUUCCCGGGCGGGUGACCAAGCUCGGUCCCUCUUGAAAUUGGAUCGCCAUUUUUUCUUUCUUCUUUUUUUUUUUUUUGCUGCUUAAAUCACCGAGCCCAGAAGAGUAGAGAGUUUUAUUUCUGGGAUUCCUGUAGACACACCCCACAUAUAUAUAUAUACAUAUACAUGUAUAUAUACAUAUAUAUAAAAUAUAUAUAUAUUUUAUACAGCUAUAAAAUAUAUAUAUUCUUUUUUUAAAUUAACAUUGCUAAUGUUAUUGGUGUCUUCACUGGAUGUAUCUGACUGCUGUGGACUUGAGUGGGAGGAGGGAGAACGACCUCUCAAAUCCCUCUUUGGAAAAGGUGCAGGGCCAGGGCCUGGGGGCAAAUCUGGUCUGCUUUCGGGAAUACUGACAAACCCAGGCCCGGCCCCAAGCCAACUACCCUGAGUCAAUGGACAGAAAGACAGAUGGCAAGUACAGGGACAAGAAGGUUGGCUUAUGACCAGGAGUUGAGGGCACCUCAGGACAUUGCUGCGCUUGGGGAUCCCCUCCACACCUUGCACGGGCACCUUGCCCUCCUGGGGCACUGUCUGGAACGUUCAAGAGCCUUCACCGGAUGGCCCCCACCCAGUCUCACCUCUCGAGCCUGCCUGCGUCCGAGAUGCCCACGGAGGCCCCAGACAUCCUGGAGAAGACAAGGGGAUGAGGGUGGGGUGGGGGGUGGGUACGAGAAGAGCAGCCCCCGGUCAGCCCCUCCUCCUGGGAACCAACCCUCAUCCCCAGAGGGAAGGACCUCGGGCCUUCUGUCUUGGCCCCCCCCCCUGCUCUGCUCCCCAGUUUGGGGUGCAAUCCAGGAAAGCCUGGUGUCCUCAGACCACUAAAACCACUAGUUCUGCCCUCCCCCCCACUCCCCUGCAGGGGGGGGCGGGAAGGGGGUCCUGGCUGAGUGUGUGAGUGGCUGACCCUCCUCUGGCCCCUGAACCGCCCCGUCCCUUGGCCUAGAGAGAGGCAGGGCAGGGCAGGACCCACGGACCCAUCACAGAGGCAGAAGAGCAAGUUUUAUAUACGGUACUUAUUUAAUGACCCUUUUUAAUUAGAAAUUAAAACUGUUAAUUUAAUUAAAGACUAGGGCUUUUUUCAGUAUUCUUGGUUUAAUAUUUAAUUUCAACUAUUUAUGAGAUGUAUCUCGCUCUCCGGCUCUUUCGCUCGUUCUCUCGCUCUCUUAUUUGUACCGGUUUUUGUGUAUGAAAUUCAUGUUUCCAAUCUCUCUCUGCCCCGAUCGGCGACAGAUACUUGCAGCAUGUCCUGAGCAGAUAUUUAAUUUUGCUAACACUCAGCUCUGCCCAUUUCAUUUCCCCAGCCCCCACCACACAUUCCUUUGAAAUAAGGUUUCAAUAUACAUCUACAUACUAUAUAUAUAUAUUUGGCUAUUUUGUAUAUAUACAUAUAUAUGUUUAUGUAUAUAUGUGAUUCUGAUAAAAAUAGAUACCGCUAUUCUGUUUUUUUUUAUAUGUAAAAACAACAAAAAAUAGAGGAUUCUACAUACUAAAUCUCGUUCCUUUUUUAAUUUUAAUAUUUGUAUCAUUUAUUUAUUGGUGCUACUGUUUGUCCGUAAUAAUUGUGGGGGGGGGAAAGAUAUUAACAUCUCGUCUUUGUCUCUAGUGCAGUUUUUCGAGAUAUUCCGUAGUACAUAUUUAUUUUUAAACAGCAACAAGAAAUACAAAUAUAUCUUAAAAAGAAAAAAGCGUUUUGUAUUAAAGAUUUUAAUUCUGAUCUCAAAAUCUA